UCAGUUGAUCCCGAGCCACAGCGCGUGUGCUUGUGUCGCUACGUCGUUCAACUUAUUACGAUAACUUAAAAUAUCAUUAUAUUUUUUUGAACAAAUUUCUUGUGUUUUGGUGUUGGUGUUAAAUCGUUUUUUUUUGUGGAAAGUGGUAUUGGAUUUCUCUCAUAUUACGCAGAUCACAUGAGUCCGAAACUGGAUCAUCAUGUCGGCCGUGAUGAGCACCCUCUCUAUGAUAAGCGGGGGCCGCCGGGCUCAUCGGAAACCAGCUUCUAGCAGUCGUAAGUCGGGGCAGUUCUCUGAUGCUGGAGAGGACCGAAGCCGCAGCCACCAUGACCUCAGCAAACAGCAGAGAUCCGCGUCACUGCAAACCUUGGAGGCCGGUGGUGGGGGCGUGGUCAACCUGGAUAGUCUAGAGGCAAAGAUGGCGAAUAUCGAAGUGUCUCUGUCGGGUCCGCGGCGACGAAGCGCUGGAGCCCGUGACGUCACCAGGGAACUCGAUGCGCUCCGGAAUGCUCUUAGCGACAAAGAUACAUUAAUACAAAGCUUGAAGAAACAACUCAGCGCUUCACUGAGCGCCGCGCGUUUGGCUGCUCAAGCUGCCUCUCCCCCCGCGUCCCGAGCUAGUUGCCAUGAAGAGGCCGCCACACUGUCGCUAGAAGAACAAAGAGCACUAGAGGAACGUGCUGCAGCAGUCAAAGCAGACCUGGAGACUAGACGAGAGAAUAUACAAGAGUUGAGGAGACGGCUUGACAAGACUCACGUUACCGACAACAUCGACACUAGGAUCCAACAGGCAGAGCUGCAGUACAAGUUGGGACGUGAAGAGUUGGAGCUACUGACGUUGAGCGAACAGGCGCGGGCGCUGGCACAGCUCAUAGAACAAGCAGAGGCGGCCGCAGAACGAAACAUCAGGCCCACUCUAUACAGUGCAGUACGCGAAUGUGGCGGUAACGCGACCUUUGUGGCGAUCGAAGCGCGCGACAACUCGUGGGGCGCAGCUCCCCGCGGCGCAGGCCUCCUACUCGACUGGACCGCUGAGGGCUCUCCGCUUCGAAUCGGAGACAGGUUGAUCGAAGUGAACGGUACGUUGGUGAUAUCAUGUCACAGUCAAGAGGAGCUCCAGCGUGCAGUCAACGCCGCCAGUCCAGUCAGACUGGUGGUGCUUCGAUCGCAGACAACUUCACUACCCUCGCAUCCCACAGCUGCCUUCACACAGAAUGAAGCGGCAACUUUAAGAUCAGAACUAGCUUCGCUGAGGACCGCGGCUGAAGAGGCCGAGAAGGCCAAGGAGGGGCUCCGGUCUGACAACACGCGGCUCACACAUCGCAUCUCCUACUUGGAGGAACAGGUCGCCGAGCUACUUGCAAGGCAUUCUCCGCUUCAAUCAACCAGCAGUAACGACAGCUGUAUAACGGUUAACAAAACUAAAAAGAAUGUGACAAACAUCAACAUCACCACAGAACCUCAACCCAAUGGUAAAAAUCCGAAGUCAGAAGUACAAGUUUUUCAAAAAGGUCCCGACAUCACCGCCAUCGUCGCCAAACUACCCGGUUUAGACGGCAUUGAAACCAAUCUUCCUCUAAUGAGACCCAGGUCUAACGCAUCCGGUGCUUCGUCCAGAACUGCGAUAUCACCUAGAGCCUCUCCACCCCCAAACCACAGGUCUCAUAGCUCCCACAGCCUGGAACACAGAGCGGGGAAGAUGCGCCAUUCUUUAUCCCACCACUGCAUCCAUGGAGGUAUAGAUUACAGCGCAGAAACCGACGCAGCUAUACGAAUGAUAGAGAGAAACCAAAGACACAUCGAAAAGCAACGCAUGAAGGCAGAAAGACUGAGCAGGUCAAGAGAAGAAUACCUUCGAUCUGAUAGCGACUUAGAUCUAAGAGACACGCGUUCCACCUCCAGUCGGGAUCCCCGAAAUAUAGAAAUCAAGAAGGCAACUGAUAGAAUCGAAGAAAGCAUCAAGAAAACCAACUGGGCCGAGAGAAAAACUCUAUCCAUUAUCGAGCAGCUCAAAAGAUCGCAACGCUUGCGAAAGAUGAAAAAGAACGACAGUGCAGAAGACGUCCAAGUAGAAACAGAAAAGCACUACAUGUACAGUCGGAUAGACGGCAAGGUGCUGGAGAACGCGCACAAGUCCAGUCGCAGAACAUCUAAGAUACAUUCCCGGAGUGCCAAGUCUUCAGAAUUCGAGUCUGAAUGUUCGGAUUUUCCAAACGGUGACAUGUAUAGCAGUUCGCCGCGGAUAGACUACGGCUCCGAGACUUGCUCUACCAGGAUGAGUCAUUAUAAGAAGAAUGAGGACGGAAAGAACGGAGAACAGAAAUCAAGACCAACUCCACCGAGGAAGCCGCUGCGGUUGUCGUUGCACAAAGCACGCAGCGCUCAUUCGUUGAUGAAUGGAAGCGAAACUGAGACCUCGAGCCAACCGAGACCACCUUCGGAAAUCAGACAUCUGGCGACGGACUGCACCAAGAGACCAGUGAAAAGAACACAUGCGGCUGACAAGUGGGCCAAGGAGAGGCUGAGAGAUCCCAGUAGGGCUACUCCGAGACCAACGCGGAAACUAAUGAAUGGAUUGUCACCGCGUGAUACUCCAGCAGCUGAUGACUUCUAUCCUGAAGACUCCAUGCCGGGACGAAUGAGCGGGAUGAGUCAAUCUAAAUGGUGCUAAUACUUGCCAACACUAAUAAAAAUCCUAACAUUGUAUUAUUAUAAGUACAUGGCAAGUUUUGAAAAGAGCAUAUAUAUUUGUGUUAUAUUGUCGAUUUAAAAAAAAACAGUGGGAAUUUAUUAGCGCUUGCCUCUUAAUUUACAGGAAAGAUUAUAUGCAGAAAGAAUUUAAUUCUGCAUAAGUUACUAUGCGCCAUGUUAACAAUUAAAUUUCUAACCAGGAAGUCUGCAGGGCGGCACUCGCAUAUCGAGCUGGACACAGGUUCGAGCGGCUGAUGAUGAUCAAUGACAAACUAAAAAUCAUUGUGUCGAGCUGCUUAUUUGGUUUUAAUGUUGGCAUUCACACAAGUAAAGAUAUAGGCUAGAAAUUUUGGAAGGAUGAUCAGAAUAUACAGACCAGUGCUUACCAGGUUGUGUCUGAGUGAGACAGACGGCUUUGAAGACAUAAAAUAAAAUAAACAGUUAGAAUGUUAUUACUACUGCCAGUUUUUUUAAGUAGUUUUAUUUUUGUAUAUAAAUAUUUUAACUUUGUAAAUUACGUUGAGGCUAAAUAUUGUUAAUUUAUAUUCUGUAAAUGCACACAGAAUUACGAUAUUAAAAGCAAAUUGAACAGUUCACGGUCGACGUAUCAAACGAUAAAAAUCGUGAUAAUUUCAUUCAAAAUAUUAAUGUAAAAGUAUAUUUGAAUCAGUCGAAUCAAUUUAAGCGUUAGAAUUUGUAACUAAAUAUUGCACAAAGUUGGUACUAAAGUGGGACAUUGUGAUGUACGUAUGCUCUAGUAGCCUUUGACCCGAGAUUGCCGUGAGCUCAAGUACUCCAGUACACACAGCAAGAGUCACAAAAGAAAUGAAGACUAACAACCAACCAACAUCAAAAUUGUGCGAAUAACAGAGUAAGAAGGGUCGGGAGAAAUGGGCAUCUAAAAAUGCAUUUUCUCGAAUUAUUUACUAUUCCCUUGUAAUUUCCAUAUAAAAACUACGAAAAUGUAUUUCUUUAAAGGCAAUAAUGUAAAUACACGUGCACCCACCGCAUUAAUCAAUUAAUUUACUAUAAAUAUUUUUGAUAAUUUUAUUUUUAUGUAAAUAAAACAGAUAUUUUUAUAAAAUCACAUAUUUUUUAUUAAGCUACCAUUCUUUGAUUCCACCAAAUAGUAAGUUGUUACAGUAACUAAUGGACGUAACACGUAGACUAGUUUAAAAACAAAAAACACGUUUUAUUAAAUAACAACCGGAACUUGAAGAAAAUUGUAUGAACUGUUUUGUAUAUUAAAGAUCUCCCUGCUUUUUUAAUUUGUUAGUAUUUGUUUGGUUAAUCCCAUAUCUAUGAGUUGGUAGCCAGGGAACAAACACCUUUCUGCCUAUUUGUAAUGCGAAGCAGUCGUAGGUUCCGGCCAGUAGUAAAGCAGUAAGUACUAGAAGUAUAACAGUAAUUAAGUUUACUGGUGGUAGGAAGUGUUGAGUCCGCACGGGUAGGUACCACCACCCCGCCUAUUUCUGCCGUGAAGCAAUGAUGCGUUUCGGUUUGAAGGGUGGGGCAGCCGUUGUAACUAUACUGAAAGCUUAGAAUUUAUAUCUCAAGGUAGGUGGCGGCAUUUAUGUUGUAUAUGUCUAUGGACUCCGGUAACCACUUAAACAGGUGGGCCGUGAGCUCAUCCACCUACAUAAGCAAUAAAUAAAAAGUAGGUACGGCUGAUGACUGCUUGGUGUGACCUAGCAUUAUACCACCCUUCUCUAAAGAGUACUCUGCCAAUAUAAUAUUACGAUUGCAUGUACUAUUGGAAGGCUGGAUCCGUACGGACAUAACCACGACUCUAUUUCUGCAGCGAAGCCAUCAUGUGUGCCCAUUUCAAUGGCUCUACUGGGAUCAUCCAACAAAAUUGAGACAUAGACCUCAUAUCUGUUAGGCUUCGAUAAGCAUUUAUACCGGGUGAACCGUAAGCCGGUCUAAUGGAAUUAUAAAGAAAAAUUUAUUCCGAAUAUCAUAUUAUGUUUAUUUAUGCAUUGAGUAUACAACAAAACAAUAAUUAAAAUUACAAUAAUAUUUACACGAAUUAGUAACGAUUAUACGCAACUUUCCGAAGCUUGUGUGCGCACACUCGACUAAAUACAAGAGACUUUUCCCCAAAAAUACAACGACUUAUUCAAAGAAAGAGAGAGGUUGAGCUCCAACUGCGGUGUGAGAUGCGAUGCGAUGCUACGCUUCCAGCGUCGUGUUUACUUGUUGCACGUUGAAUAGUUGCAAUCCGCUGAAUUUAAUCUGGUCACUGCCCGUCACACGUCACGCGGUGUCAUGUGACAAGUUUGUUCCGCGCGUGGGCUCAAUGGUCGCAUCGUUUUGACACAGAUAAAAAAAUGCAAAGGGUUUUCGAACGCGUGCGCACAUUGACCUUAUACAAUUAAUUUUUUUUUUUUAUCAUUAGACGAUUAAGAAUAUCGAUAAAUGACAAUUCGAAUUUGCAAUUUGAAUGAGCAUGUGUGCAAUUCUAAUUCUUGGCCAAUUAUAAUAAAUAGAUCAGUAAAAUAUUAUAUGUAUUAUUUAUGAAUCAGUAAUGAGCUAGCCGCCAAGCUGGACGGGCGUUUUAUUAACCUAUAGACAUUCGAAAAUUUCAAAGUCGAAUUCCUCAUUUGACUAUUCGAUACAAUACAUAGGAAGGAGUCAAGGGUAAAGGGCUUACAACUAUCGUGCCAUUACUUAAACAUUACUAAGUUCGCUGCGGAACGCUUCUCUAGUCGUGAGCCUCUGCAUCAAGAUACAUCAGUACGUCUGUAUACUCAUAAAACCAUACAUAUCUUUUUGACCACGUACUGUUUAUUGAAUUGGAUAAUGUAUUAUAUCGCAGCAA
This is a messenger RNA of Bombyx mori (domestic silkworm), 5512 nucleotides long. RefSeq lists its product as uncharacterized. Lineage: Eukaryota; Metazoa; Arthropoda; Insecta; Lepidoptera; Bombycidae. Gene Ontology annotation, molecular function: protein binding. The record is from RefSeq and is a predicted model, not a curated record. The transcript is spliced from 11 exons. The coding region runs from base 200 to 2671 and encodes 823 amino acids.